Messenger RNA from Fonsecaea nubica, 360 nucleotides. RefSeq lists its product as hypothetical. The transcript has 3 exons. The coding region runs from base 1 to 360 and encodes 119 amino acids. NCBI's taxonomy places the organism in Eukaryota, Fungi, Ascomycota, Eurotiomycetes, Chaetothyriales, Herpotrichiellaceae. The record is from RefSeq and is a predicted model, not a curated record.
AUGCCUCAACCAACAAGUCCACCCAGAGAUUACUGGAUAUCAGGCUAUGGCCUGUCUCGACAUAUUGUUCUUCGACAGUUGCAAUACUUCCUCGGACCCUCUGCCACCGUGAGGCCAUAUUCAUAUCGUGGCCGAGAAGGAUUCCUCAUCAAUGGUCCCGAGUUGACCAAGGAGCAAAUAGAAGACCUCAAACGACAGUCGGAACAAUAUGAAAGGCAACAAACAAUGCGCAUGUCCAACAGGGUCAGCAGUGGCACCGAGGACGAGGACUGCGACAUCAACGAAAUUGUCACCAUCAAUUCGAGUCGGAGGCACAACCUCGCACAUGCGUCUGCGUCCCAUUACAAGCGUCCCCGGUGA